Messenger RNA from Ostrea edulis (European flat oyster), 868 nucleotides. RefSeq lists its product as uncharacterized. The transcript has 5 exons. Lineage: Eukaryota; Metazoa; Mollusca; Bivalvia; Ostreida; Ostreidae. The record is from RefSeq and is a predicted model, not a curated record. The coding region runs from base 1 to 621 and encodes 206 amino acids.
AUGGUUUCAUUAGGACUGUUUAGAAAUUCGAACCAGAAGGAUGUGUUACAGUUUCUAUUACAUAUCUCAUUACCUGGUGUAAUAGUUGGGUGUUUGCUAUUUAUUGGAGUUGUAUAUUGCAAUUAUACAUUUGGAAAGCAAGAGAAGAAACAAGAACAAGACAUUCGUCACGGUGCUUCCUAUGGUGGUGAUGUAGAAAACAGAGUUGGCGAUAUUCAUAAUGAAGUGGACCAUACAUAUGGAAAUCCUUUGCACUUAAGCGAGGAAGAGUCAUGCUAUAGUACACUAACACUGAGAGUAAACCGUGGGUCUCUUUACACGUCAAACACUGCAGAAAACUCGGAGACAGUCUCCAUGGAUGACAAUCCUUAUGGUUUUGCUUUCAAUAGAAGAGAUGAGGAAAAGAUGCUAGACAAAAACACCAAUAGUUUCAACGGGAGGAAUGAUGCUUCGGGAAAUGAAAUGAUGCAAGGAAUUAGUGAAGACAGUUGCUAUGCUUAUAAUUCCCUUUUACGUUACUACUCAAUUCGUCGGUUUGACUUAACGCCAGAUGACGCAAAUGUACACUUGUGUUGUCUGAAACUGAAAUGGACAACAAAUCAUAUCAACAGAAACUGGUAACUUCGAAAAGACAAAGGGAAGUAACUCUUGGGGAAUUCGGAACUUCCGUAUUAAACACCACGAGUUAACAAUAGUGAAAAACCUGUAAAAAUUACUAUAAUGAGUAGUUUUCAAAGGACAUUAUUACUUCACAAGUUGGCACAACAUUAUCUUGCACAUCAAGUACCCAAUUAUGAAAACAUCUAAACACUUUUAAAAGUACUUGUUUCACCCGGCAAGUUACAAAUUGUCAAAUUUACAUUUUAAA